Messenger RNA from Trichoderma asperellum CBS 433.97, 1169 nucleotides. RefSeq lists its product as uncharacterized. Gene Ontology annotation, biological process: peptidyl-proline hydroxylation to 4-hydroxy-L-proline. Gene Ontology annotation, cellular component: endoplasmic reticulum. Gene Ontology annotation, molecular function: procollagen-proline 4-dioxygenase activity; L-ascorbic acid binding; iron ion binding. Lineage: Eukaryota; Fungi; Ascomycota; Sordariomycetes; Hypocreales; Hypocreaceae. The record is from RefSeq and is a predicted model, not a curated record.
GUUUUGAAAAAGCAGAUAGAAUAGUUCGUGUUUAAAUAGCUGGCUGUGCUCUCGCUGCGUCAUGUCAUGUCAUUUUUGCAUACAAAUUAUAGUUAGCUGCCUGCGUGUAAGCUGCAUAUUUAGGCAAACCUAUAAACGGGAAAAAGUUACGGUGAAGCCCCAUCUAAUUUUCAGCCUCAAGUCUUAUAUAUUUUGCCUUGAUUGGAUCCGAUUGAUCAUGCUCUCCCGGCUAUUCAAAUCCACCUCUUCAUCUGCAGCUUCUUCUUCUUCUUCAACAGCACCAACCAAUACGUCUGCCAGCAUGUCAUUCAACGGCUUCAUCAGCGUAGACUACAAGUCUAAUCCAGUAGACAUCCCAGACACAUUUCUUACCGGCCCAGCGUCUGAGCCUGUCACAAUAAGACCCGUUCCUUUCAAAGAAUCUGGGCUGCCCGAGUACGCCAAAUGCAAGGCGUGGAUCCUCGACGACGUCCUAUCCCGAGAAGAGUGCAGCGAGCUAAUUGCCUACGCCGAGGCUUCUGCUCCCCUUGAGAAGCCGGGUGAUUCUCCCUGGAAGCCCGCUCUUGUUAGCGUAGCCCCAGGAGUAGAAGCUUCGGCACCAAACUAUCGCCACAGCGAUCGAAUCAUCUGGGACACGCAACUUCUUGUCGACCGUCUAUGGGAUCGCUGUGCCCAAGCUGAAGGACUGCAGGAGCUCGUUGCCACAGCUCCAUGCCCAAGGCCAUACCGUGACCGCAGUAAGAAAGGGACAUGGAAAUUUGCCGGUUUAAACGAGCGGAUGAGGUUCCUCAAGUAUGGACCGGGCAUGUUCUUCAGGAGGCACUGUGAUGGCGCGUACUCAUCUGAAAAACCUGAUGGUUCCAUUCAAGAGACGUACUAUACAUUGCAUCUCUACCUCAGUGACGAAGGCCUUGUCGGAGGUGCAACCGCUUUUUCAUCGCUCGAUAAGAAGAGGCGAAUGGAUGUUGAUCCCAAGGCAGGCAGUGUCCUCAUCUUCCAGCAUCAGCUGUUGUACCAUGAAGGAGCGGAGGUCAUAGAAGGCCUCAAGUAUACUAUGAGGACGGAAAUCAUGUAUCGGUGGGAAGAUGAGCCAAAGGCUGAAGGGGAAAACUAGAACUUCCUUCAUUCUGGGCUAGAGAUUAUGAUUAUGUAUGUCGCAAUAAAUCAAG